UCGCCACCCGACACGGCCCUGGGGCCGCGACCAUGACGUGGAAUUGGGCUGUCGGCUUGCUUUUUCAGCACCCGCUGCUCUCUCUUCCCACCGGCCAGUGCGAUCCGGCUCGAUUUGAUCUGCACCACACCGAGCACCGCCGAUCGCCAGCAUCGCUCCGUUGCUCCGAGCAGCUUCGUGCACAGCAUCCUGCCUCAAACUUUACUCGUCUUGAAUACUCACCGAUGAGGACCCAUUCCGCACUCGCUGUCUUGGCGAUCUUGGCCUCGCUCGGGGUUUGGUCAGCGACUGCAUCUGCAUCUGUGCCCGAGGCUGCGGUUGCAUCACAGAGCGACCUCAUUUGCAAACCAGAUGCGAGCGGCAAUGAAAUAUGCUACCCAAGGCUGUUCCUCCCCACCCACGAGUUUCAGCCAGUCCAUGACGACCAAGAAGUGCCCAAAGGGCUCUACAUUCGCAUGAACUUCCAGACGGGCCUGAAAGAGGCCAAGAUAUACGUCCCCGAGACCGACGACCAGCCCAACGACCACGCCGCCGUCGCCGUCGCAUCGAUUGACCUUGAUCAAGAUGGCUCCAUCCGGCGAGUGGAUGAGGCCGUACCCGAGCGGCACCAUCACCAACAAUCGCCCCAGCCUCGGCCCGAUCCGUCUGACCCAAGCUCCUCAACCUCGUCCAGAUCCAAGCAUGUACCUGGCCGCAACGCCUUCGAGGAUCUGGUUGUGAAGCUGCAGGAGACAAAAGACACGACCAAGAUCCUCGAAACCCUGGCAUUCAUCGAGGAUACCGUCCACCAGAUCGACUGGGCUUACGAUUUUGCACGGACCGAGCACGGAAUCCCUGCCAUGAUAGGAUAUCUUGAGAACCCCGAUGCAAACGUCCGUGAGAAGGCCGCGCUCGUCCUGGGCUCGCUGACGCUGAACAACCCCAAGGUCCAGGACUUUAUUCGCGAGCAUAGCCUCUACUCGAGCUUGAGCAACGCUCUGGCCACCGAACCAUCCAUCCGGGUGACCAGCCGCCUGUUGUUCGCAUAUGGAUCGCUGGUGCGGUCCAACCGGGAUGCCCUCCAGUCGUUCCACUCGUACGCCCACGGCCUCUCGGUCCUCUCGCGACUGUGGAAGACGAUCGGCACUGAUCCCAAGAGCUUGGCCCUGCGUGGCAAGAUCCUGACUCUCUUGGCCGACUCCAUGGACACCAACAUGUGGGAGGAGUCUCCCGAUCAACUCGACCUGCGCACCAAGUACGAGGCCAUCGAGGAUCUGCUGGUUGCCGGCCCGCUGCAGACCUGGUGCCAGAUCCUGUACGAGUAUGUGUCUACAAGCGAGCCACAGGCACAUUUUGAGGAUGCCGCAAAAACCCUCAGCCUCCUGCUGCAGGCUCAGCCGUCAUCGUGCAACAGCAAGAUAGUGCCGCCGCUUCGUCAGUGGGCCAAGCAGACUCGCAAGAACCUGGCCGCUGCUCGUUACCAAGACUAUGAUCAAGAAGCUCUCCGAAACUAUCUGACCAACAUCGACACCCAGCUGGCCAAGGCUUGACAGUGCUAUGACGGAUACUCCCAGUAGCACUUUGACCCUGGCUUGUUACCGACAGCAGACUCAUGCGCGGCCUCACCGAGCCAGAAGUGCCAACCAAGAAGAACCGCAGUGCUGACUGUCUGGUUGCUCAGCACAUGCUUUCGCCACACGCAUCUACCUCCGUGCAUCAUCGAGCUUGAAUGCCAGAAAAUGGGCUGGUUGCGUAGUAGCCCAAACAAAUCAAAUGCUGGACGGGCUCUGGCCACCGCAUGCUACACUUUAUUCAGAAAAAACCGGGACAACACAGCCGUUUCCAUGAACAGGUAGUAUGUGAUGUGCUCGCGUCAAGCAAAGCCAUAAAAAAUAAAACAGAUCACUUUGGCAGCCUCCGAGUGAAGACCACCGGUCGCUCUCCG
Molecule: messenger RNA, 1924 nt
Organism: Polychytrium aggregatum
Lineage: Eukaryota; Fungi; Chytridiomycota; Chytridiomycetes; Polychytriales
Exons: 5
Coding region: 33-1529 (498 amino acids)
Source: RefSeq, a predicted model, not a curated record